AUGGAGCCGCCGGGCGUCCUCGUGCUCGCCGCGCUCUGCGUCUCGGUCCUCGGGACGACGGAAACCGGCCAACUCGCACCGCAGCAGCCGAGCGUCUCGACGACCGCCGUCGGAGGACCGCAGCGGAGCCCCUGCCGGUGCGCUCUGGGAGUCUGCUCCUGCUGCUCCAGGAUACUCCUGACCUCGUUCGAUCAGAAGGCCUGCGUCAACGUUACCUACGACCCCGACGAGUUCAGCUUCACGGCCAAGGUGCUGAUGAACGACAGGAUCCUCUACACGAGGACCGUGUCAGGGAAAAACCCCAGACCCUUCUGCGUGCCCGUGCCGAGGAUACCCGCGGUGAGGGCCUGCGUGCGAUUCUAUAACGUCUAUUUCCAAGGUAGAAACGUCCACCUCUGCAUGAACUUGGAAGGGAAAUUUUCCGGCACCACGCUGUUCAAGGUGGGGCUCGAUUGCAUGCGAAUGGGAUCUCAAGGAUUUGCUCUCGUCAAACCGGAAGAUGGCGGAGGAUUGGGGCAGGUCGAGCUUUUGCCAGGAGAUGACGACGCCGACGAUUACGACGGGGACAGCGACGAAGACGACGACGACGAAGACGACGAGGACGAUCUUCUGGAUUAUUGA
Molecule: messenger RNA, 621 nt
Organism: Orussus abietinus
Lineage: Eukaryota; Metazoa; Arthropoda; Insecta; Hymenoptera; Orussidae
Exons: 3
Coding region: 1-621 (206 amino acids)
Source: RefSeq, a predicted model, not a curated record